Molecule: messenger RNA, 7660 nt
Organism: Epinephelus fuscoguttatus (brown-marbled grouper)
Lineage: Eukaryota; Metazoa; Chordata; Actinopteri; Perciformes; Serranidae
Gene: prkg2
Product: protein kinase cGMP-dependent 2
Exons: 19
Coding region: 128-2464 (778 amino acids)
Biological process (GO): protein phosphorylation
Molecular function (GO): cGMP-dependent protein kinase activity; ATP binding
Source: RefSeq, a predicted model, not a curated record
GAUGCGACCGGUGCUGUUGGUGGACCGUCUCUCCGCAGAUGCUCGAAUGUGCGGACACAUUAUUUCUUCUGUUAAAUCCUGCUCCAGGCUCGAUUAAAGGCUGUGAAAACUCAAAUCAGGUGACAAGAUGGGGAACGGUUCGAUGAAAUCAAAGCGUUACAAACACGCGGACGGCUCUGCUGGUUCCUCCAACAGCCGAAUCUAUAAAGAUCAGGGGUUCAAAAACUCGUCCCUGGACUCUCUGAGGGCCCGAGUGGACGAGCUGGAGCGAGAGGGCAAGAGGAGGGACGAGGAGCUUUGUGCCAAAGAGCAGCAGAUCAAGGCUCUUCAGGAGCAGCUGGCCAAACAGACUCGAGCUCUGGCCGAGCUGAGCGAGGAGCUGCAGAACAAGUGCAUCCAGCUCAACAAGGUGCAGGAUGUGAUGAAGAACCAGACCUCGGCAGGUUUGGUGUCAAGGCCUCCUUCAAUCAAAGCCAGCGGCAAGAGCAGCCCCAACCUCAGCGUUCGCAUCAAGGACACCAUUAACAGGAGGAAAGGGGCCAAAGCUGGGGUGUCGGCAGAACCCACAUCCAGGACGUACGAUUCCAGCGUCCUGCCCAAAUUCUCUUUCGAGAAGGCCCGGGUAUCAAAGGAUGCAAGUGUGAAGAAGCUGCUGACAGACUCCCUGAACAAGAACCAGUACCUGAAGAGGCUGGAGCUGCAGCAGAUCAAAGACAUGGUGGAGUGUAUGUAUGAGCGCACCUACCAGCAGGGAGAGUACGUCAUCAAGCAGGGAGAACCUGGGAACCAUCUGUUCGUCCUGGCAGAUGGGAAGCUGGAUGUGUUUCAACACAACAAACUGCUCACAUCGAUAACGGUGUGGACCACGUUUGGAGAACUAGCCAUCCUGUACAACUGCACACGGACCGCAUCAGUGCGAGCGGUGAACAGAGUGAGGACAUGGGCUUUGGACCGGGAGGUGUUUCAGAACAUCAUGAGGAGGACGGCUGAGACGCGACAUGAACAGUACCGCAACUUCCUCCGAAGUGUCUCACUCUUGGCUAAUCUACCAGAGGACAAGCUGAGCAAAAUAGUGGACUGCCUGGAGGUGGAAUACUAUGACAAGGGAGACUACGUUAUCCGGGAGGGAGAGGAGGGCAGCACCUUCUACAUCAUCGCACAGGGGAAGGUGAAGGUGACCCAAAGCACCGAGGCCCACAAGGUACCACAGAUCAUCAACACGCUGCAGAGGGGAGACUACUUUGGAGAGAAAGCACUUAUCAGUGAUGAUGUCAGGUCGGCUAAUAUCAUUGCUGAUGAGAACGGGGUGGAGUGCCUCGUCAUCGACAGAGAGACAUUUGAUCAGACAGUGGGCACCUUCAAUGAGCUGCAGAAGUACCUCCAAGGCUACGUGGCAACACUUGAUCGUGACGACAAGAAGAGACAUGCCAGGAGGUCGGUGUCACGUCACCAGAGCCAGCCGCUGUCCCCAGACGUCAUCCAGCUGAAGGAGAUGGUGUCAGCGUUUCCUUCAUCCAGGCCCUUUGACCACCUGGAGGUCAUCGCUACUCUCGGGGUCGGCGGGUUUGGACGAGUAGAACUGGUGAAGGUGCAGGGCCAGGACGUCACCUUUGCCCUUAAAGUCAUCAAGAAGAAGCACGUGGUGGACAACAGGCAGGAGGAGCACAUCCACUCGGAGAGGAAGAUCCUCGCUGAGGCUCGCUCGCCGUUCGUUGUCAAACUGUAUCGCACGUUUAAGGACAACAAGUACGUGUACAUGCUGCUGGAGGCCUGUCUGGGUGGAGAGAUCUGGAGUCUGCUCAGAGACAGGGGGAGUUUUGAUGAGCCCACUGCCAAGUUCUGUGUUGGCUGCGUUACAGAGGCUUUUGAUUACCUCCACCGCAAGGGUGUCCUCUACAGAGACCUGAAGCCUGAGAACCUCAUGCUGGAUACUGAGGGAUACAUCAAACUGGUUGACUUUGGUUUUGCCAAGAAGAUCAGAUGCGGCCAAAAGACGUGGACCUUCUGCGGGACACCGGAGUACGUGGCCCCUGAGAUCAUCCUCAACAAAGGCCACAACUUCAGUGUGGACUUCUGGUCUCUGGGCAUCCUCGUGUUUGAGCUCCUUACUGGCAGUCCUCCGUUCUCAGGGAGUGACCAGAUGAUGACGUACACUUUCAUCUUGAAAGGCAUCGAGAAGAUGGACUUCCCCAAGAAGAUAACCAAGAGACCCGAGGACCUCAUACGCAAGCUGUGCAGGAGAAAUCCCUCAGAGCGACUGGGCAACCUGAAAAAUGGAAUAAUUGAUAUCAAGAAACACAGGUGGUUUAACGGCUUCAACUGGGAGGGACUGAAGGCGAGGACUUUACCAUCUCCACUGAAAAGAGAACUCACUGGUCCAACAGAUCACAGCUAUUUUGACAGCUACCCUCCAGAUGAGGACAGUCCUCCUGAUGAGCUGUCUGGCUGGGACAUGGACUUCUGAGACCUCCUGCUCCAUCUUUCCAUUGUUGUCCUUCCUUUGUACACCCUAACAACCGAAACUAAUGGGCAAAGUGGGUUUUCAGGUGACCUCACAUCACCUCUGGCAGCCGUGGUGGAGGUUGUCACGUUCUGGGCGACUGUAGCUGAAAUUCGCUGGUUACUUUAUGAAGUUAUGAUUUGGGCAUCUUGACAGAAAUGAAGAGUUAAAGGAGAAUUUUCCGUUGAGUUUGUUUUGUUAACAUCACUGUCAUUUUGGAUAAUAAAUCUGAUUGGCACUCCAGUGAAUGAGGUACAGUUUAGAAGUAAAGCAGCAGUAGCACGUUAGCUUAAAAGCUAAAAUCCAUAGUACGAAAAGCUACUGAGGUUCUCCACAAUCUGCUUCUGAGAAAUGCUGCACUUCUGUGUUGCACUUAAAUCCACAACAGCCGGCAGGGUGUGUGGGUGGGAAGCCAGUGAGGGAUCAAGUCUUUGGAUGGCAGGGAAACUUGUGCAAAGCGAGUAAGGCAUGUAUUAAAAAAACAACAACAAAAAAGCACAUGUGUGCGUGACUUUGGAGAUCAGUAAAAAGAAUCAGCUCAGCUCAUAAUCGAUUCCAAAAUAAUAACAACCUACAAGUCCUGAAAAAAAAAACAUGUUUUUAAAUUCUGCAGUUGGGAUUUGGACUUCAUGCGCUUCAGGCUGGAGUUCCAGUUAACGACCAUGCAAAGUGUUUACAACAUGGUGGACCACAACUGGUGCUCAAAACAAAUCAAAAGGGGCCAAUGUUGUCCAAUUUACAACUCAAUUUGGAGAAAAAAAUGUUGGCAUUGUACAUUUCUGCAAACCACGGAUAUGUUACAUUUGUACUUUAGUAUGUAGAAGAUACACUGAAAGUUGAAACUACUUGUCUUUACGUUUCUACGUUGCUGUGGUUAAAAUGUAGUUAGGCUUAGGCACAAAAACCAUUUGGUUAUGGUUUGGAAAAGAUUGUGUUUGGCUUAAAGUACCCUGUUUUGGUUGCACUAUCCCCGCUGGAAACACAGCAACAUCUCUGUAAAAAAACAGCCGUUUUAUCGUGGCGCUAUCCCCAGUGGAGAAACAUUGACGAGAUGCUAAAUAACACACGUUAAGUGGUUAAAAAUCCACUGGAAAUGCAGCGAUGAUUUGCUAAAAACAACCAGUUUUAUUGUUUGUCAGUUGCAGAAAGUGGUCUGCAUCUUGGCAGGCAUCUUGCCUAAGUGACACACCAUCCACCCUCCCCUCCACCUCCCAAUGACAAAGUCAGCUCAUAUACUACGUCACUUUAGAAACACUGAUAUGAUAGGGAUGAAACAUACAAAUGAAGCAUACAUGUGGUUUGCAGAACAGACCCUUUUACAGUUAGUAAACAGUGCUUAGCUGGAGGCAAAACAGUUCUCCGUGGAAAUUAGCUAGUGAGUUCUGUUGGCUUGUUUCAGACAAUGGAGGAAGAUGAUGUGAGUGGUGCAUUUAGAAAUACUCAUUCAGAGUGGCAGAGCGCACUCUGGACACUCUGUCUGUGGAGACGGAGCAGCAGAGCACCAUGUGGAGUGAUGUACGAUAAUUUGACCAUUUCAUGAAUGUGUGGUUGUAACCAGUAUGCUGGAGUUUUUUUGUGAGCCCUGAAGGCAUCUGUUCCCAUGUGACAUGUUUCCAGCCAAUCACACUUUGCUUAGUUAGCAUGAGAUACGGGUGACGUUUGUCUCUGAACAAUGAGCACAAUUGGCUGAAUGGUCAGCUGUACCCGCCCCACGAGGCGCUAGACCCGUCAGGAAGUCGAGUGAGAAUGAGAUUCAAAACAGAAGAAGAAGAAGAGGAAAAACAGAAGCAAGGAAAAUGGAAAAAAAAGUAAACACUAGAGUGACUAUAUUUGCCUAUAGUGCAUCAGUAGGAUUGUUAUUUUGGUUAUGACGGAUGUACGAUAAUUUCCCUCAAAAUACGGUCAUUUUGAGUCUCUGGUACGAUAAUCCUACAUUUCCCAUCUGGCAACGCUGGCUCUCACUCAGUGGAUGGAUGAUGUCACGGGAAGCCAAUCUUACAAAGGAGGACCACACUUGUUUGUUUUGCUAUGGAAGCUAACGUUAGCUAAUGUGCUAAAAAGUUAGCGUUGCAGAGAAAUCCAGUAUUCCUCUUAAUCCCUCCCCAGUUUCUGAUGAGGUGGACAUGAUAACCCUUAAUACACAUAACCUUAUUCAUCCCUACAACAGGAAAUACUUUCUCCCUAACCUGAUAUGAAGUGUGCGCUGCACAUGUGAGCAUUUUUGAUGAUGGCCUCCGUCCAGUUCUUUGGUCUUAUCACAUUUAACCAUCUUUGUUUUUGUUGACGGGCAGUGGCGGCUGGUUUUGAGCCAUGACUCCUUCUAUUCUGGCUCCCAAUAACACAACAAGACAAACACAUUUUAACACUCCUGUGUGGCUACAGCCCUGUGGGGGAGAGGCAGGUUUUGCCUUGAGGCUAAUAAAAUUACAUCAUUGUGACAUCAGGGUUAAAAGGGUCUAUUGUACAAUGGCAGCAUUUUCUUCUGGCCACUGGGCCGCCAAUUUAAUCAUUCAAGUGACAGUGUGGUACAUGAUGACAUUUUCACCACACGCUGUGCCAUUGACAGAGUGAAGCAACUUAACAAAUGCAACAUUAGAUGCUUUUAUCUUUGCUGUAGUUUCAAAAUCCAUAGAGUUAUUAAUUACAGCUUUAGCUUUGCAAAGCUAGCCUGCAGGCGAAUUACUCAGGCUUUUUCUCAUACUGCUUUGGUGGGAGUCCUGUGUCACAGUAUCAUGUUUUCAAAUUCCUUAAUCAGUCUACGCCCAAGUAAUAAUCUUUCACAGAUACCUCUAAAUGAUUGUUUUCAGACACUUUUCUAUGGGCCCUCAUGACGGCUCCAGAUGUGGUUGGUGGGGAAUAUUUGUGAUGCAGCUGCAGAGUCUUUAUAUCUUACAGCUGAGGGGAUUUUGUGAUGACAUGUGCAAUUUGUUUACCGCUGUAGAGGAAUGGAGGUGUGUGGGGAGGAGAUAUGUGUGGAGAUGACACUGCAAAAAUACAGGCAACUCGAGAACAAACAGACUCGGGAGAAGAGACUCUACUUAUCUGCUUAGACGGCGUCUAACCACAGUGCACUCCUGUCCCACACAUGAAACAUUCGUGCUAAGAAGCAUCAAGAGUUCCUACAUGAAGAGUUCCUUCCCCACUUCACUUAUAGAGUGUGAGCAUCCCGCGGCAUGGUGCCUGACCUGAAGAAAUAUUUACCUUUUUGAAGCUGAGUCAACUCUGUGGUUCCCAGCUUCUUAAGGAGAAAGGGUUCUGCUCGGUCUGAGGCGUUGAUGAUGUGAGGAGGAGGAGCAGCGAAGAGGCCAAACAAGGCUUCGGGUUAAAAAAAACACACGUACUUUCCAUUUUUAAACACUUGAGGUUUACAGUAAAUCGACUGUGUACCAUGUGUUUAUGUAUAUACUGUAUACUGUAAAGCACAAGCAUCAAAAAUACACAAUUUAUACAACCCAAGCUACUUGUUCCUUAAUGUAAACCUUAAAAACUGGGUGAGUGAAUUUUGUAAAUAUCGCAUAUACGUGUAUACAUUGACUGGUGAAUGUGUGUGUACAGUAUGUACAGUGUGUGAUAACGUCUGUGUAUGGAAGCACCUGAUACUCCUGGAGAAGCUGUGGCCUUAAGAUAAUGACUACUGAUUCCAGGAUGCAGCUGUGUUUGUUAAAUAUUUCAGAUAGAGUCUGUGUUUUCUCUUAAAUUUGACUUUUUGUAAUUGAAUCAAAUAGUUUUCUUAGAUUGGUUGAUUAAAAUGUUAUUUUAUGCCACGAUAGAUAUUAUUAUUUCUUUUAUUUUCAUACCGACAUGUGCAGACCUUUGCCACUGUGGACAUUUUGACUUGUCAGACACAUCUAUAAUAGCUGCACUGUGUUCAUUAUCAGACCUGAUAGCUGAUCUGAAUUGCCACUUCAUUCAGCUCUAUAGUAUAUUCAUCCUGACAUCAUGUUCAUGUUUGCCAAUUUCUAUUGGCAGGAUGUCAUGUUUCGUUUUGCCGUUACCAAACAGUAGCAAGUGAUUUAACAGUUUUCACAAAAAAAUAGAGGACAGUACUUUUUAAAGUACCCACAACUUUUAUAACUGCAUCAGUGUCAUCCAUGCUUUACUUUCGCUGCGAAUUUUCAUCCAUGAAGCUAGCUAUAUGGCUGACUGUAAAAAAGAGAACUCAUACACUCUGAUCAAACUCAGAGGGUAUGAGUUCUCUGCACAUGGUUCUCAACAUUGAGGUGGCUGAACUGGCAGCUAGUAGCUAACGCUGCUAACGCCAUAAACAGCACUAAAAACAACACAUUCUCACUCCGACCUUGUCACAAGCCAUGUUUCCAUCAGCCUGUUUAUAUGCGCAUCUAGAAGUAUUGCAUCGGAAAAUUAUGAUGGAAACGCCAAAAUCGGAAUUAAAAUCCCCUGAAAAAAUCCCUAAAAUACGCUCGCUUUAGCUGGGUUUUGGUUGAUUCGAAAAAAUGUUGAUGCGCAAAACGGGGGAUGGAAACAGUUAUGUUCGAAUUAAGUCUGACGUAGCACACCUCUCUCCAUGGUGAUAUCCACACUCCGGGUCGGGAAGGCGGUAAUGCAUUUACAAGCUGGUUGCCAACCGCCAGAAAACAUAGAAGAAGAAGAAUGCAAGACUUGUUUUGUUUCCGGUUCUGUGGAAAACUCGCGCAAGUUCGUAGUUUUCACCAAAGUCUGUACAUUUAAUGGAAACACACAGGAUUCGUAUUUCUUUUAAUGCACUUUUCCCAGUGAUUCAAAUCACUUUUGGAUGGAAACAUAGCUACAUAUUGACAUUUGGUCAUCGACCUUCCACCUCCAGAUACGUUGUGAAAGGUACCCUGGGCGCGUUGUUUUUUGACUAGUAGCGUCAAGUGGGGCUGGAAAGUGUCGCAUUUCGAUGACUUCAAAGUGAGACCGGUACAGACACACACACACACAGGUAGUCUGUCUUUAUUCUCUGCUUAGGAAGCCAAUUCUCCACUAUAUCUUAGUAGUGAUUUGCUGCUAUAUUAAUGCUCUGAAUUCGGCAUACUGUACAGAACCUUUAACCCUGCCUAGAAAGCUUUGCUUGGCUGAUAGUUUUUCCAAGGAAACAACAGCCACCAAUGAGCAAACACACUUCCUGUUUGAAUCACUGAAGAAAUCUGUGAUUGGGAUUACAGAGGACUGCAUCAA